This is a messenger RNA of Cavia porcellus (domestic guinea pig), 1969 nucleotides long. RefSeq names its product F-box and WD repeat domain containing 4 (gene Fbxw4). The transcript is spliced from 9 exons. Gene Ontology annotation, molecular function: protein binding. Gene Ontology annotation, cellular component: SCF ubiquitin ligase complex. Lineage: Eukaryota; Metazoa; Chordata; Mammalia; Rodentia; Caviidae. The record is from RefSeq and is a predicted model, not a curated record. Bases 86 to 1534 code for a protein of 482 amino acids. Gene Ontology annotation, biological process: SCF-dependent proteasomal ubiquitin-dependent protein catabolic process.
GCCUUACCCGCGUCCCAUGUGACCCGGGGCGGGGCGGUGUCGCCUCCACCGCGGCCGCGGUGUCUCGGCCGGGCUCCGCGUCAUCAUGGGCAGCCAGGGCCGCUCGGGGCCGCCCGCGAGCGGCGAGGGCGAGGGCGAGGGCGAGAGCGAGGGCCGGCCCGGGAAGACCAAGGGGAAGGGGAAGCGGAGGAAGCGGGGGAAGGCGCGCAGCGGAAGCGGGCACGGACCGGAAGGGGCGCCGCGUUCCCGCGGGGCUGCGGCCCACGCUGGGCUCGCCGAGCAGGGCGCCGGGGCUGCGCGGGAGGCCGCCGUCGCCGGCUCCCAGGCGGCCAUGACGACGGCCAUGGCGACGGCCGAGGAAGCCGCGGGGCCCUCACUCUGGCGUCUGCCGGAGGAGCUGCUGCUGCUCGUCUGCUCCUACCUGGACGCGCGCGCGCUCGGCCGCUUGGCCCAAGUGUGCCGCACGCUGCGGCGCGUCACCAGCUACGACCUGCCGUGGCGCCGCAUCGCGCGGGCCUCGCUCAACGCUGGCUUCUCGCGGCUCGGCACAGACCUGAUGAACAGUGUCCCGGUGAAGGAGCGGGUGAAGGUGUCUCAGAACUGGAGGCUGGGGCGCUGCCGAGAGGGGAUUCUGCUGAAGUGGCGUUGCAGUCAGAUGCCUUGGAUGCAACUAGAGGAUAAUUCUCUCUACAUAUCCCAGGCUAAUUUCAUCCUGGCCUACCAGUUUCGCCCAGAUGGUGCCAGCCUGAACCAUCGGCCCCUGGGAGUCUUUGCCGGGCAUGAUGAGGAUGUUUGUCACUUCGUGUUGGCCAACUCACAUAUUGUCAGCGCAGGAGGAGAUGGGAAGAUUGGUGUUCAUAAGAUUCACAGCACCUUUGCUGUCAAGUUCUCAGCUCAUGAGCAGGAAGUGAACUGUGUGGACUGCAAAGGGAGCAUCAUUGUGAGUGGCUCCAGGGACAGGACAGCCAAGGUGUGGUCUUUGGCCUCAGGCCAACUAGGGCAGUGCUUACACGCCAUCCAGACUGAAGACCGAGUCUGGUCCAUUGCUAUCAGCCCAUUACUCAGCUCUUUUGUGACAGGAACAGCUUGUUGUGGCCACUUCUCACCCCUGAGAAUCUGGGACCUCAACAGCGGGCAGCUGAUGUCGCACCUGGGCAGUGACUUCCCCCCAGGAGCGGGGGUGCUGGAUGUCAUGUACGAAUCCCCGUCCACACUGCUGUCCUGUGGCUAUGAUACCUACAUCCGCUACUGGGAUCUCCGAACCAGUACCCGGAAGUGUGUCAUGGAGUGGGAGGAGCCCCACGACAGCACCCUCUACUGCCUGCAGACAGACGGCAACCACCUGCUGGCUACAGGCUCCUCCUACUAUGGUGUCGUCCGGCUGUGGGACCGGCGCCAGAGGGCCUGCCUGCACGCUUUCCCACUGACGUCAACGCCACUUAGCAGCCCUGUGUACUGCCUGCGGUUCACCACCACGCAUCUCUAUGCCGCACUCUCCUACAAUCUCCACGUCCUGGACUUCAAAAACCCUUGACAGGCUGCCCCUGCCUGUGGGCUGGGAACCAGCAACUUGGAACCUCUUCUGCCCGCAGUGUGCGGGUAUGCUUCCUGCCCUCCCCUGCUGUAUUCCUGGACCUGUGGCCACAGUACUCGGGCACCUGAAGCUAGAGGCAAGGUCUCCUGGGCCUCUGGGGCCCUGGAGAUGCAGGCACUGCUGGAGCCUGUGAGCAGACAGGACGUGCUAAACAAAGAGUCUGAGGGAAAGGCCAAGUACUCUGCAGGAGGGAAGGUGGGGCUGCCUUUGCAGUGGCACCAGCUGCCUCCCUAGACCCCUCCGUUUGACCAGCCUCAGGGCCUGGCUUUGCCUUGGGUUCUGAGCUUGCCCUCAGACUAACCUGGGGCACACGUUAGUAGGCUGUGAAAGCAUGCUACUACCUUUCAUUUCUGUAAAAAUAAAGCUUGUUUCACA